AUGUAUUUAAUACAAAAAAUAAAAGAAAUAUUUUAUGAGAAUGGAGAAAAUGACAAAUUAGAAAAAAAAAAAGAAAAAAAGAAAGUUCGUAUAAGCGAAUUAAAUGAUGAAAUAUGGAUUUAUAAAAAUGAUUUUAAUAAGGAACACCCAAGUGAAGAAUAUGAAAUUGAAAGUGGAAAUGAAGAUGAAGAUGAAAAUGAAAAUGAAGAUGAUGAUGAUGAAGAAAAUAUAAAAAAAGAAAAGGAACAUUUUUUGGAAGUACCUUUAUUUGAUGAAGAUGAAUAUGGGAGAGACAUUAAAAAAAAUUUAAGAAAUAUUCCAUAUAAGAAAAAUACAUUAAAAAAAAGAGAUGAUGAAUCAGAAUUAAGCGAUGAAAGUUUAAGUACUACUGAUGAAGAAGAUGUAGAAGAACCCUUUCUAGAUUUAUAUGAAGAAUUAAAAAGAGAACAAAGCAUAACAGAAUUUUACAAUCCAAUGUUAAAACCUCGUUUAUGGCAUUUUGAAUUUUUUAUAAAAUAUAUCCAUAAUUUAGAAAAUCAAAAGCAAAAAAAUUUUUAUUUAGUAUCAUUUGGAAAUACUAAAAAAAUAAAACUUUAUGAUAUACUAAAAGACGAAGUUUUGUAUACCCCUGGGUAUACAAUAGAACCAGGGGAGAUUAAAUAUUUAAGAAUCCCACUUCCUAUAUGGUCUAAAAAGGAGCUUAGUAUAUCAUAUAAUGACUUACAGAAUUUUGAAAUAAAUAUUGAAAUGUGGGGAAUAAAUGGAUUUAUAUUUAAUGAUUUAUAUGCAACUUCUAAAAAAACAUUAAAAGAAAUUAUUGAAAAUGAACCAGAUAAUAAUAUAAUUUUAAAAAAAAAAAUUGAAAAACAAAAUAUUACUUUUGAAGCACAAUGCUUAGGAGUCUAUAUGCAAUUAUCAGAAAUAUUUGAAUUUCAUAUGGCUUUGGAUAGUUGGUGGUUUAUAUCAAGUAGCGAAAUGCCAAGUUAUUUGAAAAAACUUCCGAAAUUUUUAAGGUUUAAAUUUCCCUUAAAUGAAAAGGAUUGGGUAAUUCAUAGUUCAUAUAAAUCAUCAAAUAAUUUUUGGCUUUACCCAGGAUAUUUUUGUUUUAUUGGAACUCGUCAGCAAUUAGCUAAUUCCUUUUUUAUUCUUACUGUUUUAUGUUACAAUUCUAAAUAUAGAUAUAAACCUCCUAUUUUAUUAGGAUCUUGUAUAAUAUCACUCAAAUCUGUAACAGAAUAUCCUUUUUUUAAAGGAAUAGUAAAAAAAUUAACAUUAGACAAAACAAGAUUUAGACAAGGAGAAAUUGUAGGUAAUAUUAAAUGUUUUGCUAAAAGUUAUGGAAUAAAAGAAAUUGAAAAAAAUAUUCAAAGACCAUGUCAACCAUUUAGUGAUGCUACAUUAGUAAAUCAAUUAAUUUUAAAUGAUCACUAUUUAGUAAUAAGAGUAAUUAAAUGUGAAAAUUUGGCUAUAAGUAGUGUUGAUUUAAAUAAUGUUAAUAUAAAUGUUUGGGUAAAGUGGGAUGGAAUGGUAAAUAAAACUGAUACAGUAGCAAAAACCACUUCCCCAUUUUUUUAUCAAAAUUUAUAUUAUCCUAUACGAUUAGUUGAUAGUAAAGAAUUAACUAAUGAAAACUUGAUAAGAAAUGUAUUGCCAAUUGAUUUAAUUUCUAAAGGAGAAAUUUGUUUUGAAGUUCAUAAUAAUAAUGAAAUAUAUUCAACGAUUUUGGGUAUUUUUGAACUUCAUUUUGCUGACAUAUUUAAUUAUGGAACUCUUGAUUAUAGAUCUUUAGCUCAGGCCAAUCCCAAAAGUAGUUCUAUGUAUAAUGAUUACAAAGAAAAUUAUGAGGUACCUAAUAGAACCACUGAUAAUACAAAUGAUAAUUAUGAUGAUUAUUAUGUUAAAAAUUAUAAAACGAUAGUCUAUAAAAAUACAUUAGAAUUAAUGUAUUCUAAGGUUCAUUUAAAAUCAUUAAACAAAGAAAAUAUUCAAACAAAAAAAGAAUCAACAAUUACGAUAGAAGCAUAUGUUAUUCCUCCUCUUCCGAGUAAUCUAGUUUUUUUUAAUGAAAAUAAAGCAACUAAUUCUUCAUUAAUAUAUAAAUCUUUAUCAAAAAGGUGGGAAAAAGAUUUCUCAAAGUUUAAUGAUACGUAUCUUCAGUGGUUUCCAAAAUCUAUUAGAAAUAGAAAUUUCCCAUGUGUAAGUAAAAAUGAUUUUGAUAAUAAUGUUUAUCCAUUGUGUAGUUUUGUUACUUCAAUUAACUUACCUGCUCAGGUAUCAACUCCAGGUCCUCUGUUUCAUUGGUUAAAUAAUAUUGAGUAUAUAGGAAAUGACGAUGAAUCUGCAAUUUUUACUCCACCUUAUUUUUUUUUAUCAUAUAAAAAAGGAACAAUACAGGAUCAUGUUCUUUUAUUAUGUUGUUGCUUAAAAGGUUUAGAAUAUGAUGCAUAUGUUUGUAAAGGUACAAUUAAUAAUGGGAAAAAAGUGCAUUACUGGGUUAUGACUAGACAUGAAAAUGGAUGGAUUUGUUUUUGGGAAGUUACAAAUAAAUCAAUUAUACAUUUAAAAAAUAGAUGGAAUAAUAAGAAUUUUUUAAAAAAUUCAGAAAUAAUUAAACAAAAUGAAAUGCUUAAUAAAAUAAAAGAAAAUAAUGAAGAAAAAUAUUACAACGGAGAAUAUUUAAUGAAUUUUGUUAGAUAUGGUUUAGAAGAAUUAAAGAGAAUAGAAAAAGAAAUUAAAGAAGAUUAUGAUUUAAAAGAAGAAAAUGAAUUAUAUACUAUGGAUAUUUGUGGAGAAUAUAAUACGAAAGAUGAAAAAGUAGACAUUGAAGAAAUAUUAUGUAAUGAUGAAGAUUUUUUUAAUAAUAUGUUUGAAAUAAAGUAUGAAAAAACUGAUUCAUAUAAUUGUAACAAAGCUUUAAAAUAUUUAUUAGAAAAUUUCUCAAAAUAUAUACCUAUAUCUCCAAAAAUGUUUCUAAUUGAUUAUGAAAACACAUUAGCUUACGUACCUUAUACUUCUAUUGAAAUUGUUUUUAAUGAUGAACAGUUAUAUGGUAAUAUGCAAAACCAUCAUCCUGCUUGUAUUUUAUAUGAUUUUGAAAAUAAUAAUCAUUGGCGUCCUUUACUUAAUCAUUCACCAGUUUCUAUUAAAAAUGAAAUUACUAUUUCUACUCCUUUAAGUGAUAAACUUUCAGCAAAAUAUGCUUAUGAUUUAGAAGAAGAAAUUAGGGAGAUGAUUCUUUUUGUUAGAAACAAAGAAGGUUUAGAAACAAAAUUUGAAGACUCAUCAGAAAUAAGAUAUUUUUUAGAAAUGUAUAUAGACUUGUGUGAAUAUAAAUUAAACUUAGAUAAUAAUUAUAAUACGAAACCUGAAAAUUAUGAAAAUAUUGAAAAAAAAAAUGAUAACAAAAACGAUGAAAAUAUAAAAAAAAAAAAAAGAAAAGGAAAAAAAAAUGAAAAUGAAGUUAAAAAGACAUGGUCUCAAUAUAAAAAUGAUUUUUAUCCAAAUAUAGAAGCACAAUAUGUAAAUAAAGAUGAUUUGAAUUUUUAUAAUUCUUAUUAUCCCACUGAAAAUGUUGUAAUGAUGAAUAAAGAACAAAAAAAACUUUUAACUAAUAUUCCUGAAGAUUAUGUGUGUGGAAUGAAUGAUGAAAUUUAUGGGAAUGCAAAAGAACAGUAUAUAAGAAAUUAUGUUUUUAAUAAAGAUAGUGAUAAUAUACUAAAUAAUUAUAAUGAUAAAGUUAAAAAAAAAAAUAUAAAACGUUUUCAUAAUAUUCCAGUACAUUAUAAGGAAAAACUUGAAGACAUAAGUGAAGAUCAAAAAAAUGAAUAUGAUGAGUUUCGUAAAUUGAAAACAAACAAGUUUUUAAAAAAUAAGUUUAUUAAGGAAAAUAUGAAUAACAAUAAAAAUAAAAAAGAAUACACUAACGAAAAUGAUAAAAAAAAAAGUGAAAAAGAAAAAAAAAAUUAUAAUCAUUAUGUUGUAACGGAAUAUAAUCAUAAAAUUAAUGAUCAUUUAAAUAGAUAUAAUGAAGAAAAUCACAUAAAAUAUACAAAAAAAAAAAACAAAAUAGAAAAAGAUGGGUUAUAUGAAGAUGAGAUAGAAAGUGAGCAUAAUGAAGAAAAUGAAGAAGAACUAUAUAAAGAAAUUAAAGAAAAAUAUUAUUAUGAUGAAGAAGAAGAAGAUAAUAUUAAAGAGGAUAUAUAUUAUAAAAAUAAUGAUGUUCCUAAUAAAUUUAUAAAAAAAUACGAUAAACAAUAUGAUAAUUUGUUUAGGUUAAUAAAAAAUUUAAAAAAAAAGGAAAAAAUUAUAAAAGAAGAAUUAAUAGACUUAAAAUUGAAAAAUAAAAGCUACCAUCAAGGAAAACUAAAUAAAGAAACAUUUUGUAAUUUUGUGGAUACUCAGGAAUUUUUAAUAAAUAAAUUAAGAAAUAAAAAUUUUGAAAAAAAACAAAAUAAAAAUAAUAAUUAUGAAGAAUUAAUAAACACGUAUACAUCUUCCGAUUAUUUAAAAUAUAAGAAUAAAAAUAUGUUUAAUGGUUAUUUUAUUAUUCCAUCAAGACAAAUUUAUACAGAAAAUAAAAAUGAAUAUAAUAAUAACCAACAAACUUUAGAAAAUAAAGAAAAUAAGAAAAGUACUAUUUAUUAUUCUUUUGAAAAAAAAGAAAAGAAAAAUAUGAAUGAAAUAGAGAAAAAAGGAAAAAAUUGUUUAAAUGAAAAAAAUAUAAAUAGUUCAAAAAAUCUAUUAGUGAGUGACACGAAUAAUAUUAACGAAGAUAUCAUAAGUAGAAACAAAUAUAAGAAAAUUAGUUAUAAUAAAAAGAAUAUAAAAAGAUAUCAUAAGUUUGAUCAAAAUUUAAAUACAUUAUUAAAUAAAUAUGAGAAAAGACGUAAUAUAAAGAUGAUAAAAAAAUGUUCAUAUAAUAUACAAAGAUAUUUAAACAGAUAUGAUAUGACAAGGGUUAAAAAGAAAAGACAUAAGAUUAAAUUUUUUUUAUUUAAAAGUAAUUCUAACAAAAUUAAAGAAAAUAAUAUACCUUUUAAAAAAAAAAACUCACAUCCUUUAAAAUAUAAUACAAUAAUGAAAAAAAAGAAUUUUAUUUCAUCAAGUGAUAAGGAAAUCGUUUCUUUGAAUAAAAAUAAAAGAUUCAUUUUUCAACGUAAUCACAAAAUGUAUAGAGAUAAAAAUAUAAGGGAUAUCAAUGACGAUCAAAUUAUUGGAAUAUACGAGGAUAGAGAGCAAAUUAAAAAUGCAAAUGAGAAAAUAAUACAAAGGUAUGCAGAAUACCCUGUUAUAGAAAAUAAUAUGAUUAAUAAUAAAAUUAAUAAAACAAAUCUAAAUAAUUUUCAAGAAAAAAAUUUAAAAAAUGAAUCUUCACAAAGUGUAAGUUAUGAUAAAGAAAAAGAAGAAAAAGAAUCUUUUACAUGCCCACCCAAAACAUGGUCAAGAUUAGAUUUAACAUCCAAAUAUGUUGCUCAUCAAAUUUCUCAAUGGAAUUGGUAUUAUUCAUUGGAAGAACAAUAUUUUAAUUGGCAAUAUUAUAAAUUUCCUGUUCCACCUAAUCACACAUUUGUUGGUUUUCCAAUUCAUUUUUCUACAAUUGAUGUGACUGAAGUAAAAACAUUUUUGUUACACUCUAAAAGAUUUGAAAACAUAAUGAAACUUUCAAUUGAUAAUAUUUCAUUUCUAAUAUAUUGCAAAGUGUAUCCUUUAAUUGGUGGAGUUAUGUCAAAUUGGGUUUUCUUAGGUUGUUUGGUUCCAUGGAUGACUGCACAGGAAAGAGAAACCAAAAUAAAGAAAUCUCCAAAAAAAGAUGUUAAUAAAAGAUAG
Plasmodium gallinaceum is the source of this 5826-nucleotide messenger RNA. Its product is annotated as conserved Plasmodium protein, unknown function. Lineage: Eukaryota; Apicomplexa; Aconoidasida; Haemosporida; Plasmodiidae. The record is from RefSeq and is a predicted model, not a curated record. The coding region runs from base 1 to 5826 and encodes 1941 amino acids. The transcript has 20 exons.